Messenger RNA from Mesoplodon densirostris (Blainville's beaked whale), 5203 nucleotides. RefSeq names its product interleukin 6 receptor (gene IL6R). The record is from RefSeq and is a predicted model, not a curated record. The coding region runs from base 164 to 1561 and encodes 465 amino acids. Gene Ontology annotation, cellular component: membrane; external side of plasma membrane. Gene Ontology annotation, biological process: cytokine-mediated signaling pathway. NCBI's taxonomy places the organism in Eukaryota, Metazoa, Chordata, Mammalia, Artiodactyla, Ziphiidae. Gene Ontology annotation, molecular function: cytokine receptor activity; protein binding. The transcript has 10 exons.
ACUCGCCUUGCGUGCAGAUCGCGGGCCCCCAGGGGAUGGGGGCUGCCCUCGGGGCUUAAGCCCGCCCGCCGCCCCGCCCCGCCCCGGCCGCCGGCUCCCGACCCGCGCGUCCGCCCGCCCGCCUGCCUCUCUGGGACCAUGGGGCAUUAGCCGAGGAGGAAGCAUGCUGGCCGUCCGCUGCGCGCUGCUGACCGCCCUGCUUGCGACGCCCGGGACGGCGCUGGCCCCGGGGGGCUGCCCCGCUCUGGAGGUGGCAAGCGAUGUGCUGACCAGCCUGCCAGGGGCCAGCGUUACCCUGACCUGCCCAGGUGGGGAAGCGGGGGACAACGCCACCGUUCACUGGGUGCUCAGGAAUCAGGUCACAGGUUCACGCCAAGGCAGAUGGGCUGGAGUGGGAAGGAGGCUGCUUCUGAGGUCUGUGCUGCUCAGCGACUCUGGAAACUAUUCGUGCUACGAGGAUGGCCGCCCAGCUGGAAGUGUGCGUUUGCUGGUGGAUGUUCCCCCCGAGGAACCCCAGCUAUCCUGCUUCCGGAGGAGCCCCCUCAGCAAAGUGGGGUGUGAGUGGAGUCCUCGGAGUCCCCCGUCCCCGACCACCAAGGCUGUGUUAUUGGUGAGGAAGUUUCCAGUGAAAGACUUCCAGGAGCCUUGCCAGUACUCCCCGGAGUUGCAGCAGUUCUCCUGCCAGUUGGCAGUCCCAGAGGGAGACAACUCUUUGUACGUCGUGUCCCUGUGUGUCUCCAACAGUGCCGGGAGCCAAUCCAGCAGACCCCAAACAUUUGAGGGUUAUGGAAUCCUGCAGCCUGACCCACCCGUCAAUGUCACGGUCACCGCCGUGGACAGAAACCCCCGUUGGCUCAGCGUCACCUGGCAAGACCCCCCUUCCUGGAACUCAUAUUUCUACAGGUUACAGUUUGAGCUCCGAUACCGGGCUGAACGAUCAAAGACAUUCACAAUGUGGAUGGUCAAGGAGCUCCAGUAUCACUGCAUCAUCCACGACGCCUGGAGUGGCAUGAAGCAUGUGGUGCAGCUUCGGGCCCAGGAGGAGUUUGGGCAUGGCUUAUGGAGUGAGUGGAGCCAGGAGGUCACGGGCGUCCCUUGGACAGAAUCCAAGAGUUCUCCAGCUGAGACUGAGCUGCCCCGCUCCACGCAGGCACCUACUACUAAUGAAGAUAAUGAAAAUAUUUUCUCCAAAGAUUCUGCAAAUGCAACAAACCUCCCAGUGCAAAAUUCUACUUCGGUACCACUGCCCACCUUCCUGGUGGCUGGAGGAAGCCUGGCCUUUGGGACGCUCCUCUGUAUUGGCAUCGUCCUGAGGUUCAAGAAGACGGGGAAGCUGCAGGCUCUGAAAGAAGGCAAGACAAGCGUGCACCCACCGUAUUCUUUGGGACAGCUGGUCCCUGAGAGGCCCAAGCCCACCCCAGUGCUCGUGCCCCUCAUCUCCCCGCCGGUGUCCCCCAGCAGCCUUGGGUCUGACAACACCUCGAGGACUAGCCGACCAGAUGCCAGUGGCCCUCAGAGCCCUUAUGACGUCAGCAACAGAGACUACUUCUUCCCCAGAUAGCUGGCUGGCCGGGCGGCACCUGGCAGCCUGGGGUGUCAGGCCCCCUGGACUGUGUGGAUGCUGAAGCACAAACUGACUUAGCAAAAGACGCUCCGCACUGCCAUGCCAGCUCAUCUUGGGUGCUCGGGGCCUCUGGCUUCACCUCUACAGAAGGGCCUCGCAGAAAGUUCUGUGCUGGGUGAAAAAAAGUUUUGCUGCGUCUGUUCAGAAGGAAGAGAUGGUUGAGUUUUUGAACCACUCUUCCUCCAAUGCCCUGCUUACAGGGCUUAGAGUGAACUCAGGCCCCCGUGAAGAGAGGGCUGUCAAGACUCUACCGGACACUCAGGUGGGCAGAGCUGGGUGGCUGCACAGGCCUCAGACUCCCCUCUGGGCUUGGUGUGGACAAGUUGCUGGCCUCCCGCGCACCCCGACCCACCUCCAGGAGCUGCACCCUCAGGCGGGUGGGAUGAAUGUCCAGCCAAAGACUCCCCGAGUCACUUAUCUCUUGGCCCACCACACAGUUUCAUCUUCUAGCUUCUUGAAGCCCAAGUGCCUUCGCAAUUCAGUUUUUCUAGGCCUGAGAUUGGCUUUUCUUAAACCACUGUGGCUGGGGGAAAGUCUUACCUGCUUUUCUUCACUGAACAGCUGAGAGGGGGGUGAUAGUAUCUCAGGGCCUGAUGGUUUGAAAUGGAAUUAUAAUUAGUUCCUCAUUAGCAUUUUUAUAAAUGUGAAUGAUAGUCCUGGGCACUUGCUGAAUCCAGAAGCAACUGCACUGGCUCGAUUUCCCUUUUUGGAUCCCAGGACUUCAGGAAAGAAGCCGCGGGGAAGGAGGGGAGUGGUGGGGACAGGGUCUCCAUGCUUGUCUGUCAUAGCAUUGCUGAGGGGGACAGUGGCCUCUGCAAACCACCAUUCUCCAUUCUCCCCCUCCCCUGGCCCUCCAAAAUGAGAACUUGCAUUAGGGAGAGCUUCUGCCAGUGGUGAAAUCAAAGCUGCCUUAUUCCAGCUUUGUUUAUUUUGGUUUCAGCUGAGCCUGAGUAACCAGGGAAGGUAAUAUUUAUGCGAAAAGACAAAAGAACCCGGCAAGAAUGGAUUUUAAUUUGGUUUUUAAAAGCUGCUGACUAUUUUAUCUUCAGAGGGUGGAAGAUCCAGUAUUAGCUGAGGGUCAGUAUAGAAAUAAUGGGGGAAAAACACAAUAGCUUUGUUUAGCACAAAACUGAGUCAAGUGAAAAAGGAGGAGAAAAGCAGAUUUUGCCCUAUUAGAGAAGAGACUCUGGUUUCAUUCUAAAUUUUGUUUUUGCCUUAAAAAGUGAAAAAAAAAAAAAAGUCUGCCUCUUCUCUAAUUUAGCGGAAAAGCAGCUUGUUACUACUCCCCCAGGCGGCUGAGAAGGAAAUGGUGUCCAGCUCCGUGUCACAGUGCUGGGAAGCAAGCCUCCCACGAUUACCCAGCAGAUCAGCUGAAAAUCCCCACCCCUGAAAGCCACGAGCCCUUGGGUAUCAGAGGAGGUUCAUUAAAACAAACAAACAAACCCUAAACUUGGUGCCUUCCUCUCUUUAGUUAGUUCCUUGAAUGUGAUUCAGUUCAGCUAGUUUGAAGCACCGAGUAAAUGUCUAGCCGUGAGACUACACUAACCACUUCAGUUCACUUUUCUGUCUGGGCUUUGAAAAUUCAGUGAUGUUAGUGGUUACCCAAACAAGCACCCUCAAGUAUUCUGGGAUGUCCCAGAAUGAAGCUGUGAUUAAAAUCAGUCGUGUAACCACCACUAAAAAUUUACCAGACCACAAAACGUUUCUAGUAGUCUCCCCUUUUAGAAAAAUAACCACCAGCACCAGAUAGGUGGGGAAAGGAUGGAAAUGACCAUGUUUUAUUUACCGUUUGCCAGGUUCAAACUGUUAUGAUGUUGGACUACGCAGUGAUUUUCAUUGCUGGCUUUGGCUGUAAAUUUCAGACCCUGUUUCUGCUUUUGGCAGCUAAUCUUAACUUGACAAAAGUGAGGCAGGUGGUUUUGUUUUGUUUUGUUUUUCUCUAAAUUUUCCUUGACUGAGAACAGCAAAAAUGCUGUUAAAGGGAAAUAUAAAAAAUGAGAGUCUGCAUGAGAUAGGGUGAUUCUGUGCCCACGGUUCUUUAACUCUUGACAAAGUUUUACCCACGUGUAAUAUUACCAGAGCCAGGCAGAGCGGUGCUAGUGGAAGAUGUGAAAUCCAGAUAGCUCAUGAUUGCUGAGAGCUAGGCAGCUUUGAUCUCCAAAUUGUUAUUGCUUUCAUUAUUAUUGGAACGGAACUGCAUUUUUUUUAAUUGAAGAGGGGUUUUUUCCCUUUAUUUUUUUAUAAGCUAGUAUAGAUGAAGGAAAAAUAUUUGUCUUCUCUGGGUUGUAGGCCUUGCUCAGUGUACACAGGUAUACACCCUAAGCUUUCUCUGUCCUUCAAUCUGUGGUCAGUGAAUGUGUGUUUCAAUCCACAGGUCAUUCUUGCCUGUGUUUCUGCAGCACAUGUGCUGCCUUUUAUCCUCAACAGUGAUGCUACUCACCUAAUACCUGUAGCAAUCUGCUACACAGCCAGAUGUGAAAUGUUAGCACAGCGACAAUUUUUGUUAAAGACGGGCAACUUAUCCUGCUGGGUGGGAAAAGUUGAAAAUAUGCUAGAUCAAGGUCUCAGUUAAAGUGGUCAUUAAUUUUUGUAGCAUUAAUGAAAAAAAAAAAAGGUCGAGGAGGUAGCAUUGAAUGUGUCUACAAAGCCCUUGGUGACUCUGAGAGCUCUUUGCCCCGAUGGAGCCUUGCCCUUGCAGUUUGUUGGCCAGGCUCUUGGCUCACCCCGAGUGUCUGCCAUUUCCCAGCUGCCCCCAAGGGAAGGAAACACCAUUACAAGGGGUGGAAUCUGAUGCUGGAAUGGAUUGGGAGCCCACCUGGUGGUGAACAGAGCUGAGCAGGGCAGGCUGGGAGUGGUGGUCAUGGUUUGUGGGUUUCCUGCAGAAUGUUCAGGAAUGUCUUGCCUGGCUGCUUUAGUGCUGCGCUAUGUCGCUUCAUCAAAGGCACUUAAGAUUGACCCAGUUGGGGAGGAGUUGGUGAGAAAUUUAUCUUAAUUUGGAGAAGCAGGGGCAACUGGUGGUCCUUGGGAGCAUGAGCCUGGAUUCCAGCCUUCUAUGCAGCAGUUGGCAGUGGGGCUGUUGCUGAAAGGGAGCCCAGCUGGCUCAGCUUCUGUGCCAGACACUCCUGAGCAUCCCCGAAAGGUCCUUCCAGCAUCGUGUCCUUGGUGUAGCCUGGCCCCAGCGCCAGUGAGUUUCUAUGGCAACCUUAAUGAUUAUUAAGGAACAUUGUCAGUUGUAUGAACAUAUGCUCAAAUGCUGAUAUACUUCAGAAGGAAAGGAUUGGAACAGCAUGUAGCAAGGCUGUUAAUUAAUAGAGAAACCAUAUUUGGAUGGAGAUCACACAUCCGUUAAAUAGAAUACCUCAACUUUACAUUGUUUUUUUCUGGAGAGAAAUAAUAGUUUUAAGUUUUUGUUUUUAUUUUUUUACUUAAUUACCUGAAAGCAAAUACCAAAGGCUGAUGAUGUCUGUAUAUGGGGCAAAGGGUCAGUAUGAUGUUUUUCAAUGUUUUCUCUUUUUACCAGCUACUUUGCAUUUAAAGUGAAAAUUGUAAAUGUUUGAAAUAAAUAAGUUCCAAAAAUUA